Molecule: messenger RNA, 1061 nt
Organism: Prorocentrum cordatum
Lineage: Eukaryota; Dinophyceae; Prorocentrales; Prorocentraceae
Source: the annotation of a GenBank genome assembly
AACUCGGCGAGGCAGGCCGUUCACUUCCCUCUCGGGGCCUACGUCGUCGAGGCUCCGGCUGCCAAGAGGGACCGCGAGCGCCUGGAGUCGAUCGCGAAGGAGAACGCGUUCGCAGGCUCCCCGCUCUCCAACCCUGAGCCGACGGCGCCGGGGGGGUCCGACGUCGGUGGCGCCCCUCGACUCGACGCUGCGGUCGCGGGCGACUCCGUCGAGCAGGACGCCGAGCUGGCGAAGAAAGUGGCGGCCAUGUUCGGGGCGAAUUCCUUCGGGGGCCUGGGGCUGCGGACGAAUCGUGUUGGGCCCAGCGUCUGCGUGUCCAACUUCGGCCCUUCGGCGCGGCCCGGCAGGCCGAAACUCGAGCUUCCCGAAGAACAGGGGGAGAAGCUCUCCCCAGGCGGCGAUCCCAGCAUCGCGGCCGACGACGAGGUCGAGGACGAGAGCGGCAUGGUCUCCAAGACUUGGUACUUCUGCGUGCCGCUGGAAAACCUCAAGGCCGCCAGUUGCAUUCAUGUUAUCGAGUCUAUCCUUGCCCAGCUUCGGAUGGAGGUCGAGGGGGCCGACAUUUGCCACCGCGUCCAUGGUGAUCGAGCUGGGGGCCUCACGGGGGACCAGAUCAAGCGGCACUUCGAGGCGAAGCGCCUUCCGAUAGCUGUUACUUCGACGCCGGGUUUCGAGCCCAGCUCGAAUGGCCGGGCCGAGCGCGGGAUCGGCGUGGUGAACCUGAGGGCCAGGGCAAUGCUCCUCUCCUUCAGCGACCUCCUGGACCGGCAGGCCUUGUGGGCGUGCGCCGUGCAGCAUUCUGCGCACUGCUCCAGGAUGCGCGCACAGGGUCGACCAGUGAAGUGCCCCGCUUUCGGUGCGAAGGUCUGCGCUCGCAUCAAGGAUGUCCCUUCGUCCAUGUGGGCAGAGCGGGCGCGCGACGCCGUGUUCCUGGGCGUGGACGAAGAGAGCAAAUUGUUGAUCGGGCGGAAGGACCUCGCCGCGAGGACCCCGGUGGUGCUCAAGAUGUUCGCGGCGAGGAUCCAGGAGCAGGAGGAGCUCAACCAGAUGGCGUUGCAGAG